CAUAUAAAUAUGUAGCACUCUUUGGCCUGCUUGCUGGUUUCAUUACUUGCUCUGUAGUUCACUGGUGACAGUGAAUGGCAGAUGAUUUGCAUUUAGUGUGUUGUAAAAUAAAAUAAUGUAUGUUGGGAACAGGGAGGUUUCAGUAGCAGCUUGAACCAACAUUUCUCAUGUUUGAACCAGUAUGGCCGCUAUUAGUAGAAUGAUGUCAUAGUGGGCGAAACUAUUGUACUGGGAAGAUCCUCUAAAAUGCCUUUAUGAUAGUCUAACCUUAUAAUUUUAGUGUUACUUAUAGUUCUUGUUUUUUUUCUGAUUACCGCUAGUUCUAGUUCUAUAUUUAUAGAACUAGGAUGUCAACAUUAUUCCAACACUUUCAAUAAUAUGUGAACAUUGAACUUAGGUUUUGUGGUAUUUCUCAGUUGUUUGUUCUAUUCAAUAAGGAUCAAAGGGUGUGGAUACAUCUUAAAACAUAAAUGGAAAUAAGGGUGCAACCAAAUAAUUGAAAAAGCACCUAUCAGGUUUUUCCUGAUUUUAUGGUUACUUGUCAGAUCUAGCUUUGUUAUUUUUAUUUUUAUUUUUUCCUCGUCUAAAAAAAUGAGAUAAAACGUACUACCACUUGGUGGUGGCAUAGUGAACUUCAUAAAGACAGAAAGCAUCAUAAGCAAAAGACAUGCUGAAAAUUGGAACACUGUCUCAAGGCAUCAACCAAUAAAUAAAAUAUUCCAAAUGGACAGUGACCCAAAGUGUAUCACCAGAUUAGAUAAAGUGUGUCUUAAAUGUCUUAAAUGCUUGUGCCAUGUCAUGGAUUCUAUGUUGCAAAAUGUGGUAGUGUUUUCAAGCUAGUCAAAUGUCUCCUGAGCAUGAAUGCUAUCAUUUAUUUUACAAAGUUGACACAACUCCAGUCACGUUGGUGCAGAGUUGCAGACCUUUGGAGUAACAUCAUUGCAAGCUUAUCAAAAAGGUCAAAGAGUGAAAACUGGGGGGGGGAAAGAGCUGAAGCACCAUAGCUAAUUAAUCAAUGUUGAGUCUUUGUGUAGUACAGAAGAUUUGCAUAGUUUGCACCUCUUGCUGUGUUUCUCCAAGUUAUAUGUUCAUUUAUUUUCUUUAAACGCUAAACCAACAGCUGUACAAUAAAGAGGACAAUUGUUUGUUUUGGUUUAAUCUUCUACUGCUUCAUGCGCAUACUUAUAAUACAAGGUACUGUUCAGUGGUGGUGUAAACCGCCCGGAACAAAUGAAUAAAUAGAUGUUGUAGGAAAUAUAAGAAAACUAAAUCUUCUCCCCAAAAUUAUCAAAUAGUAGUCAAGAUUAAUUAAGAGGAGAAUGGAAGUUGGGAGGAAGGAUCAUUUAAAACACUUGCUAUUGUGAAUGUGAAUACAAACACAUUCCACACUUCAGGUUUUUGUUUUUUUAACUCAUUGACUUAUUUGUGCUAUAUGAAAAAAUAUUCUUUAUUUUCUUUUGGUCUAUGAUAUAAGACUUGCAUAAAAUGACGUUGUGGCUUUGCUGCAACAAAUUUUAGAAAAAAUGAUACCUGUAAAUUCACUGUAAGUCAGUGAACUUACUAUUUCAGAUGAAAACAGGCAUUCAUGAUGCUUUGUGUUUCUGUGUGCAGCAGGAUGUCAGAGUUAAAUGGCCGUGUGAGUGCCUGGAGCAGUAGCCAAGUGGCCCAGUGGCUGCAGGACGAAGGUUUCGGACAGUACGUGGACUUGUUGUGUUCGCAGCACCGCAUCGAUGGCGUCAGUCUGCUGGCUCUGACUGAAGCCGACCUGCGGGAUCCUCCCCUUAGCCUCACCGUGCUGGGACACAUCAAACGACUGAGUGUAGCCCUCCGCCGCCUCCAGAGGGAGAAUAAAGCUGAGCUGGAGGAGCUAGGUCUGUGGCCUCCAGAUGCUAACUCUGCUGGACUCUCGCUGGGCGCUCCGAGGGCUGAGUGGAGCUGUGAUGGAGCUGAAAGAAGUGGAUGUAAUGGAGGAGAUCAUUUGUGCAAAGGGAUGGAGCUGCGGCUGAGGAACGGUAGCAGUCUUAAGUGUGCGCCUGGGGCAGCACUAUGUCAAACACACUCUAAUGGCAGGUUUCGACAGCCAAUGGUGGGCAGAUUGGAUCCUGAGGUCUGGAAGACGGUCAUUAGUUCUGUAUAUGUAUUCUUAGUGUGUGGACUCACCUCUUUCGUCAUGGUUAUUGUGCAUGAGCGUGUCCCUGACAUGAGGACUUACCCGCCUCUUCCUGAUAUAUUCCUGGACAGUGUACCCAGAAUCCCUUGGGCGUUUGUGAUGGCUGAAGCUUGUGGCCUUAUCUUGUGUUACAUGUUUUUGUUGAUCCUGCUCCUUCACAAGCACAGGUCAAUUCUCCUCAGACGGCUGUGUUCUCUGAUGGGAACAGUGUUUUUGCUUCGCUGUUGCACCAUGUUUGUCACCUCGCUCUCUGUGCCUGGGCAGCACCUGAAAUGUGCCAGCCUGUCCUAUGGUGAUACUUGGGGAAAGAUCCAGAGAGCCCUGGCCAUAUGGAGUGGGUUUGGGAUGACGCUUACAGGUGUCCAAACCUGUGGAGACUACAUGUUCAGCGGCCACACUGUGGUCAUCACAAUGCUCAACUUCUUUGUGACUGAAUACACACCGAGAAACUGGAAUUUGAUCCAUACCAUCUCCUGGGUGUUGAACCUAUUUGGGAUUUUCUUCAUCCUGGCAGCCCAUGAGCACUACUCGAUCGAUGUCUUCAUAGCCUUCUACAUCACCACACGCCUCUUCCUCUACUACCACACAUUAGCCAACACCCGUGCCUUCCAGCACAGUCGCAGGGCUCGCAUUUGGUUCCCCAUGUUUUCCUUUUUUGAGUGCAAUGUGAAUGGACCUGUUCCUAACCAGUAUCACUGGCCCUUCAGUAAACCAGCCUUCAUGAAAACUCUAAUUGGAUAAAGAGUCUUGAACGAUAAUUGAGCUUUUUUUGUAGCAGUGCCUCAAAAAAAAAUUUUUUUAUGUUAGUUAUAUUAUUAUGUUCAUAUUUCUUCUUUUGCAAAUUAAUUGUUGUUUUUCUCAGGUUCAAGUGAACAGCUAUGCAGUUUAAGUUGAGUACUUUAAAAAUCUUUAAAAAGAUGAGACUGUUUACACCACAUCUGUCAGUCUGCUAAAUAGAGCUGGCAGCUAGUUAGCUUAGCAUACAGGAAGCUAAAACACAGACAUGGAGUUGGAUAAAAAACAGAAAUAAGGCCCAGUUUUUGUGCAAAGUACAUUUAAUCAAUCGGACCUGAAAUGUUCAGAUUCAGAUUGCUGCUAACUUGGUCCAACUGUUGCCUCAUAAUUAGCAUAUUUCUAUUCUGACUGAGUUGGAGGAGUUUUGUUAUUCACAGCAUGUUUAACUGUUCUUUCAGAUUUAAAUUGCACGUCUCUUAAUAAAUUAAUAAUACUGACUUGAAUAUCAUAAAAGCAGAGGAUACUGGCAUUUUCUAGAAGAUUGUACACUAUGUAGCAUUUUUAUUAACUUCCACUUUUUGGAUGUUUACAGUUCAAUGGUCAUUUGUAAAAUUUUGUAUACAAAGUAAUGCAUGUGACAGGUUAUUUUUUAAAGAGUGAAUUCGCUGAAAGUUUACAUUUUGCUGCAAAGAGCACUUUAGUAAGUGCAACCAAAAUAGUCUUUUUAUUAAUAUGCAACCAAAUACUUGACCUCCUCAUGUUUUACAAAAAAAAAGAUCAAUUUCAGGGACAUUUUUAUUUCUGUCAUUUUACAUUAAAAGUGAAUAGUUGACUUAUAAUCAAUUUGAAAUGUUAAAUUAAGUUUAUGAUUCAGUUAUUGUUUUGUAUUUUUAUCUUACUUUUGCAUAUAUUGUAGAAAUACUUGACUUUUGUUUUGUUACUUGGUUGAAAAAACACUUUGUCAACCAAAGACUGGAAGUUUGUUUACAAUAAUGUGGCUUAUUUUUUGUCUUUUAUCUUAUGAAUGAAGUUUUUGGUUAGGAAAACUUUCUUAUUGGUCUUCAGCUUUCUUUGCACUGUAGCUAUGUGCAUGUGUCUUUAUGUAAAUGACCAAAAAGAGCAUGUUGCAUCAUGUAGUCUCUUCGUUCUAAGAAAUGUGUCUUGAACAUGCAAUUUUAACACAACCUGUUUAACACAAGGUUGUUCCCCACCUUAAAACAAACGUCUAACAAAUCGCUGUUUAAAUAUUUGAAUUAAAGAAAUGCAGGGCUGCACACAUAAUGAAAUAAACCAUUAUUGUAACUCUCAGCUUUCAUACACUAACCUCUUGGUGACUGCAUCAGAUCUCAUCUGAAGAUGGUAUGUAUUUUACAAAUUAGGGCUGCUGUAAUUCUUAUUAAUAUAUUUGGAAUAAACAAAACUUUUUUGUA
Messenger RNA from Xiphophorus couchianus (Monterrey platyfish), 4335 nucleotides. RefSeq names its product sphingomyelin synthase-related protein 1-like. Bases 1586 to 2911 code for a protein of 441 amino acids. NCBI's taxonomy places the organism in Eukaryota, Metazoa, Chordata, Actinopteri, Cyprinodontiformes, Poeciliidae. Gene Ontology annotation, cellular component: Golgi membrane; plasma membrane; endoplasmic reticulum membrane. The record is from RefSeq and is a predicted model, not a curated record. Gene Ontology annotation, molecular function: sphingomyelin synthase activity; ceramide cholinephosphotransferase activity; protein binding. The transcript has 5 exons. Gene Ontology annotation, biological process: ceramide biosynthetic process.